UGGUAAAGUGGUAUUCCAACCUGGUAAUCAUCCUGCUCAUGACUACAGGGUGUCUGGGUCAGGACAACGGGAGUGUGACUUACACCCCAAGGAGAGUCUGCUCCUUAGAGGGCUCUUCUGUGACCAUGCCCUGCUCUUACACAUUUCCCAAGGGUCACAAAGUCACAACAGCUUUCUGGUUCAAAGGUCAAGUGCCUGGUGCUGAGUCUCUGGAUCUGAAUUUGAACCCUGAGUACAAAGGCCGUGUGGAGUAUCUAGGGGACAGUAACCAACUAUGUACACUGAGAAUCACAGACCUGAGAGAGAGCGAUUCAGGAACCUACAGCUUCCUGUUUGGGACUGACGUCAAUCCUGGGGGAUGGAUGGGGAAUCCAGGAGUCAGGUUAAAUGUCACAGGGCUCCAUGUUGAUUUGACCCCUGACCUAGCUUUGGACGGCGAGUGGGCAGACCUUACCUGUGGCUCCUGCUUCUUGAGUGAAAAUCCCACCUACACCUGGUACAGGAACAAACAGCCUUUGAACUACACCAACAAGGUCAAGGUUAUGGCCAACUACCUGGAACUAGACCCGGUAGGCAGGGAAGAUGCAGGCAGCUACUCCUGUGCGGUGAGCGGCAGAGAGGAUUCCCCUGGUCCGGCAGUGAUCCUUGUAGUGGGAUACUUCCCAAAGAACACCUCAGUGUCAGUCACAGUCAGUCCCUCUGGUGAAAUAGUGGAGGGCAGAUCAGUGACUCUGACCUGCAGCAGUGAUGCCAACCCACCAGUGGACAAAUACACCUGGUACAAGAAGAAUGAAGAACGGACGGGGUUCUCAGAAAAAGGAUCAGGGCAGAGUUACGUCAUCCUUAAAAUGAGCAAUGAGGACAGCGGGCAGUACUUCUGUAAGGCUGAGAAUCAAUACGGACCACUUGACUCUGCACCUGUGCAUCUCAGUGUAGCAGGUAAACCAGUGUUUCCCUGGGCUCCCGUUGUGGGGGUGGUGGCUGUGUUGGCAGCUGGAGCUCUGCUAGUCAUCCUCUAUGGCACAUUGAAGAAGAGGAAAGCCCCAAGAGGAAUGAACUUUAUCGGGGAGGCACAGAUGGUACCUUGUGGUAAACCGACACACAAGGCGCAGUCUGAUGACACGUACAUGACUCUGAAUAAAAGGACAAUGUCUCCUGAGUAUGACACUCUGGCUAAUGUCAGAAACACUGUUGGCUGAAGAAGACCGUCUGGCUGAAGAAGACCCUAUGCCUGCGACCUCAACAUAAAUAGGGUUAGAAGUGAACACCAUAUAACCGGUUGAAAAUUAUUAAAAAGGGUAUAAUUUUUAAAAUGAUCAAAUUUAGAGUUGUAUAUUUGUUUUUCUAUAGGUACGCCUAAAGGUUUUUAGGCAAAAUAACCCAUUCAAAACGGAAAGCUAAUUGAACGUGGGAAUGUGCCAGGGCUAUUGUAUAAAUAGAACAAAAACGAACUAAACGUUUAAGGGAUCUGAAUUUUAGUUUAAAUAUUUUGCUACAAUGACAGUUAUCUACCCAACUCGUUCCUUUCUUUUUUCAUGUGCACGUAGUAAGUACACCAUCAUACCUUUCAAAGGCACUAAGUCAUUUGUUUAAUUUGUAUUUAAUUAUAAGUCACAGCACUCUCUCUUGGUCCUCAUUUUUGUAAGUCACCUUGCUUUAGCACAUGCGCGUUUGAUCAGUUUCUUUAUGGAAAUAUUUAGUGAACUCCAUGACAGUAGCUAAAGCAAAGGGAUAUAGCAGCACACAAGUAGACUACAAAUGCAUGCUGGGCCCAGCAUCUACUGAGCGCAACUUGGAGUGUUAUUGAAGCGGGCGAGAAGGCCGCUCCAGGUUUCGGGAAUCUCGCUCCUUGCUCCGCUCAGAUACUCCGUCUAGAGAAGCAGAGCCAUUGUGCCACUAGAGGGCGGUCUCCCUCCAUUUGAUCCUGCUUACUGAUAUAUUUUAUUUAACCAGGAAGGGCUCAUUGAGAUUUGAAAUAUAUAGUAAAGGCAUAAAUGUAGCUGAUACUAG
Messenger RNA from Oncorhynchus mykiss (rainbow trout), 2010 nucleotides. The record is from RefSeq and is a predicted model, not a curated record. NCBI's taxonomy places the organism in Eukaryota, Metazoa, Chordata, Actinopteri, Salmoniformes, Salmonidae.